Chaetomium fimeti is the source of this 3795-nucleotide messenger RNA. RefSeq names its product armadillo-type protein. The record is from RefSeq and is a predicted model, not a curated record. Gene Ontology annotation, molecular function: small GTPase binding. Gene Ontology annotation, cellular component: nuclear envelope; cytosol. Gene Ontology annotation, biological process: protein import into nucleus. Lineage: Eukaryota; Fungi; Ascomycota; Sordariomycetes; Sordariales; Chaetomiaceae. The transcript has 5 exons. Bases 260 to 3364 code for a protein of 1034 amino acids.
GCUCACGCCCGCUCAUGACGCUGGUACGCGUCUCAAACAUAGGACGAUCCCAGCGCUCCGCCUUCUGACCGUGUCUCUGAACCCCACAUUACACUGGCACCGCUGUUUGCUGUUUUGAAGUGGGCGGUCUCCCGAGAUUCAAGCCCCCACAACGCACUUGUCCGACCCCCCCUCACCACCGUCAUUUACUUUGUUGUCUUACAGGAAAGAAGCAAACAGUAACGAGGAAAAAUAAGCAUUCAAAUCCUCAACCCCCAAGAUGGACGAGCACCUGGCGCAACUGCUCGCCGGCACCCAGGACAAAAACGAAGCCCCCCGCAAACAGGCCGAGAUCGAGCUCCUGCAUGCUCGGCAGAAUCCCGAGUUCCCCUUGUCGCUAUCCCGCAUCGGCAUACACACGGGCGCCCCCGUACAGAUCCGCCAGUCGGCCCUCACAUACCUGCGCAACUUCAUUGAGAAGAACUGGGCCCCCGAUGAUGCCGGCAGUGGCCCCCAGGUUCUCGUCGAAGACUCGACCAAGGACUACCUGCGCAAUGUCAUGCUGGAGCUAGUCCUGAGCCCCGAGGAUGAGCGCAAGGUCAAGGUCGCGGCUAGCUAUGUGGUCUGCAAGAUUGCCGUGGCCGACUUCCCACACCGCUGGCCUGCCCUCCUUCCCUCCGUUCUCGCUGUCAUGCCGGCCGGGACCGACGCCCAGCUCCACGGCGCCCUGCGGAUUCUACAAGACCUAGUCGAAGAGAGCUUGACCGACGAACAAUUCUUUAGCGUGGCCCGGGACAUCAUCAAGGCCUGCUACGAUGUUGCGCUGAACGAGAACCGCAAGGAGACGCACCGGAGCCUGGCCGUGCUGGUCUUCCGGAGCUGUUUUGAUCUAAUGGAUAUUGUGAAGGAGGAUCACAAGAAGGAAGUCAAGACGUUCGCUGAGCAGGUCCUCAGCGGCUGGUUGCCAUUCUUGGAGCAGGCCAUCAAGACACCGCUCCCACCUCUCGUGGACGACACUGGGUCCCAGCCAGACAACUGGUACGGCCCGAUCGCGCUCAAGGACCAGGCCAUCAAGACCCUGAUUAAGAUCCGGACCGUCUUCCCCUCUCUCCUUCUGCCGCAGAUCCUCGCCUUGUUUACUGCCACCUGGGAAGAACUCACAAGGCUGAUGCCCCCCCACCAAUCCCUCUUUAUCAACUCUGAUGCCCAGAGCCGGUUGGAAGAUAUCGACGGCCUCCCGUUCACACUCGAUUUCCUAGUCCUAGACGACCUGGAUUUCCUCAACCAGUGCAUUCGCGCCCCACCCGUGCAAAAACAGCUCGAAGCCGACAUCAAGGCGCGCGGUGCUGUCCACGAUACUCCCUGGGUGCUAGAUCUCAUGAACCUCUUGACCGCCUUCUCCCAAAUCACACAAGAAGAGGAAGGGCUUUGGAACAUUGACGUAUCUCUCUACCUUGCCGACGAGACAUCCGUGUCAUCCAAUUACACCGCCAGAACCGCCUGCGGUGAUCUAAUGAUCAAGCUCGGAGAGUGGCUCGACAAGGCUGCGCUCGAGGGUUUGUUCGCAUACACAAAGACCAUCUUUUCGGCCGAGCCUGCAAGCUGGCAGAAACAAGAAGCAGCGUUAUUCUUGUUCAACGCUAUAUUGAACGACUUCCAAGACUGCGAGAAGUCGAUACCGUCUGAGAUCGCUAAUGCCUACCUCGAGCUCGUGACUUACGCCGUGAAUAGGCAGGACGAGCCGAUGUUGCGUGCUCGCGGGUACCUCGUCGCCGGCGCUUUGGCACAGACUUACCAGCCUGCGCUUAGCCUUCUCGACAACGUGGUAGAUGCCAUCACCAGGGACGACUCGGAACUUGUGCAGGUUGCCGCCGUCAAGGCAGUUGAGGGCUUCAUCAGGGGCGGAAUCCCGGUAGGUCGUCAAGUCCCCAUCAUCAUGGCCAUCCAGCGUUUCUUGGAAGCCAAGGACCUCAGCGAGCUGGAAGACGCCGAUGAUCUCCUGGUGACGCUCCUGGACACCCUACGUACCACCAUCAGCAUGGAUACCAGAAUUGCUAUCCAGCCCGACAGCAAGGCAGUGGAUCUGCUUUUCCUCAUUGCCAAACACGGUGCAGCGAACUUCCACGUUACCCUAAUCGUUUGCGAGACGUUCGAGGAUAUUGCGAGAACUUUCAAGGACAACGAGGGACCACUUAAGGACAUGGAACACCCUCGUCUCUAUGCCGCGCUCUGCAGCAAGGUCUUGCCCUCCAUCACAGGGACAUUCGACGUUGCCAACCUCACCCAGGACGACCCUCUCGUCACCUUGGCCGCCGACCUUCUAUCCCUCCUUGUCCAGUUCGGUUCCGAGCCGCUCCCCGAGGGCUUCGUUGCCGCCACCCUCCCAAAGCUUCUACAUCUCUUGAUGACCUCUUCUGAGGGCGUCAUUCUUCGUCCGGGCGCGGAAGCAGUCAAAUUCAUUCUCAUGCACGACCACAAACAGGUCUUUAGCUGGCAGGAUGAGAGCGGCCGAUCUGGUCUCGAGGUCUGCCUCCGCAUCAUCGACCGUCUCCUCGGCCCGGACAUCAAGGAUACUGCAGCCUCGGAAGUGGGCGGCUUGGCUGCCGAGUUGGUUGAGAAGGCUGGUCACGAAAGGCUCGGCCCCUUCCUGCCCCAGCUUCUGCAAGCAGUUGCUACGCGCCUAGAUACCGCCCAAGCAGCACCCUUUAUCCAGUCCCUCAUCCUAGUCUUUGCCCGGCUCUCGCUUGUUGGCGCGCAGGAUGUUGUCAACUUCCUCAGCGACAUCCAGAUUAAUGGACAGGUGGGGCUGCAAGUUGUCUUGAGCAAGUGGCUCGAGAACUCGGUCAACUUUGCGGGCUACGACGAGAUUCGGCAAAACGUUAUCGCCCUGUCCAAGCUAUACUCCCUCAAUGACUCUCGCUUAACGCAGACCAUGGUCAAAGGUGAGCUCAUCAUCGCCAACACAGAUAGGAUCAUGACAAGAUCCAGAGCCAAGCUGAACCCCGACCGAUACACCAUCAUCCCCGCCCCGCUCAAGAUCCUCAAGGUCCUCGUCGAGGAACUCGUCUCGGCGUCCGGCCUGCAGGCGGCCGCGAACGUGGCCGCCGCCGCGGCGACCGAGCUCGCGGACGAGGACGAGGAGGGCGACAACGAAGGGUGGGAGGACGAGCCGGACGACACGCUGGACCUGGCGCUCGGCAGCACCAAGUCGGACCUGAUGGGCUGGAUCGAGGGCGGCAGCUCGCGGCAGCGCGACGACGAGACCCAGGCGUACCUGAUCGACUUCUUCAUCCGCGCCGACGCCGACAACAUCGCCGAGUUCCAGAACUGGUGCGGCAUGCUCACCGACGACGAGAAGCAGAAGCUCAAGGAGGCCGCGCGGUAGGAAUGCCCGACCCCCGAGGCUUCGCUGCCGAGGCCGUCUGUGAGGAGUAUGCUGCGGUGGUGAAAAAAAGAAAAAAAAGAACAGUACUGGCUACGAGGUGCGAUGGCUAAGGCGGUACAGCAGGGUGUUGGGUCGUGGGUCGGAUGAUGAGGACCGGCGCCGAUUGUGAUUUUACUGUGCGUUGCAGCUACCACGAGCAUAGUCGAAAUGGGAUUGUAGGAAGCUUAUCGGCAAGUAGAGAUAGACUCGGGCUUGUGUGGUUUGGCAUGCGUGCCCAAUCCCGAUGUUGAGUGAACGAGGGGUUUGCCGGCGGGGGAAACUGAGAUACGGAUACGGGUCUGGAAGAGGCGUGCUGAUGUGCGUACCUCUUGGAGCAUAAGUACAUGGUAUUCGUGAUUCUAUCUCCCGUGUUCACGUAACCGAAGAGAGAC